AUGGGCCCGCUGGACAAGUGGCUGCACCGCCCGCCCCUGGAGCCAGUGCAGCCCACAUCCAGCAGCGGCGAUCAGCGCGGCGAUCAACAAACCGCGGAGCCCCCUGCGAGCUCAGCUGAGCAACAGAAGGCGCCAGCCGGCACGCUGCGCGCUUUUCUGGUCAAGCUGGAUGCAGGUACAGCGUCCCGGGAGUCCGAUGGCAUCGAGGAGGCACCAGCCAGGGCCAGGCGGCGGGCCCAUGGCGCCAGGAGCGUCCUGGACUGGAGGCUGACCGGCAGCAUGCACAGCAGCGCAGCCGCCCUGCUGCACCACCGCCACGCCGCCGCCUUUCGGCAGCUGGCCAUCCUCGAGUCGCACGCCUGGCAGCGCCCGGUGCUGGGCGGCACGCCGCUGUCCCCGGAGGAGGCCGGCAGCAUCCAGGCCGCGGCCUUCGACAGCCAGGGCGAGCUGCUGGUGGCGGGGAGCGAGGAGGGGCUGCUCACAGUGCACAGCACGGCGCAGCUGCUGGCUGCAGCGGCCGCCGGCGGCACCUUGGCCGCCCCGGUGCCGCCGGGGCAGCAGGCGGUGGGCACCGCAGACCCGCUGCUGGUGCUGGACACGCACCUGCCCAAGCUGCAGGCGGUGGGGUGGAACCCAGCGGACGAGAAUGUGGUGGGGGUGGUGUCCUCGGCCACCCGCCAGCUCCACCUGUAUGACCUGCAGCACACGCAGGGGCUGGCCAAGCAGGUGCUGGCCGUCCCUCAACAGGCGGCGUCGGCGGUCGGCCUCACAGACCUCGCUUUCUUUGGCGGCGGCGGCGGGUCCAGCGGCGGCGGCGGCGGCUACGUGGUACUGGCCUCUGGCAUGGGGGGCCAGGUCUUCCUGUGGGACACUCGAGCCAAGGCGGCACCCUCGGCCACGCUGCAGGCCGCGCAGUGCGGCGCCAUGUACGCUGUGCAGCUGGUGCCAGAUCAGCAGGUGGUGCUGGCCGGGACGCAGAGCGGCGAGGUGAAGCUUUGGGACCUCAGGGGCGGCAGCACCAGCACGCUGCGGUUUGGCGGCAGCGUGCACCACCACCCGCUGCUGGCGGCCUUCAACAUCCGCCACGCGCUGACCGGCGUGCCGGGGCUGGCCAGCCAGACCGCCAUCCCCGCCAGCGGCAUCCACUCCAUGCAGCUGGACCCUAGCGACCCCCGCCGCCUCGCUUUCCACCUGGGCUGCGGCUGGUCGGGCGUGCUGAGCUUGCACGGCGCCACCGCCGGCAGCGGCGGCAGCAGCAGCGGCAGCGGCGGCAGCAUCACGCACCUGCACGCGCCCGCCCACGCCCACCCCGACCAGCCGCUGGGCUCGCAGGAGGGCGGCGCUGCGGCUGCCACCGCCAGCGUGGCGCAGAUGCUGCUGUGGGCCUCCACUGCAGCGCCAGGCCUGCACCGCCACGCCUGCUGGCUGCCCGAUGGCCGCCGCUACUGCGUGCCCUCGCGCCGGGGCGACACGCUGCUCUUGCUGGACUUUGCUGCCUCCCCAGCGGCCGGCUGCUAUGCGCUGAGGGAUGAGGAGGAGGAGGGUGGGGAGUACGUGGGUGGCAGCAGCAGCAGCAGCAGCAGCAGCAGUGGGGGCCGGGCAGGGGCAGAAAGACGAGUGCACGUGCCGCCCGCGGCGCAGAUGCCGCUGAGCCAGGCGGCGGUGUGUGCUGCGGCGCACCCCUGCAUAGACCUGCUGGUGGCGGGCAGCAUGAACAGCUGCCUGUCGGUGGCUGGCCUGAGCUGA
This is a messenger RNA of Chlorella variabilis, 1746 nucleotides long. RefSeq lists its product as hypothetical. Gene Ontology annotation, molecular function: protein binding. The coding region runs from base 1 to 1746 and encodes 581 amino acids. The transcript has 5 exons. Lineage: Eukaryota; Viridiplantae; Chlorophyta; Trebouxiophyceae; Chlorellales; Chlorellaceae. The record is from RefSeq and is a predicted model, not a curated record.